Molecule: messenger RNA, 2084 nt
Organism: Vanessa tameamea
Lineage: Eukaryota; Metazoa; Arthropoda; Insecta; Lepidoptera; Nymphalidae
Exons: 5
Coding region: 198-1715 (505 amino acids)
Source: RefSeq, a predicted model, not a curated record
AUUGACAAACAACACAACAAUGAUCGAAAUGUCAAAAUAUAUGCGGAUUCGAUGUCAGCAAAAGAUAAAGAAAUAGUUCGAACAUAUUGAAUUUUUUUGCUGCCGUAGCAUAAUUUAGAAAUAAAUUAACAGUAAUUUUUUUUAGGCUACCUAUCUUGUUUUUUCUUUACAAAUAUGUCGUGUUGGAAGUCUGUGUCAUGUUUCGUCGCCCGUGGAUAAUAAAAAAAGUAACGAUGCCGAUCACCGAAACUGGUGAUCAAUAUUCCGUAUGGGUUGGUUUAAUUUACAUUUUCAACUUGAUAGUAGGGACUGGUGCCCUAACCCUCCCUGCAGCGUUUGCCCGAGCAGGAUGGGGUCUCAGUACAAUAUCGCUGGUCUUCCUAGCAUUCAUGAGCUUUAUGAAUGCUACAUAUGUGAUAGAAACAAUGGCAUGUGCAAACGCUGUUUUAAAAUGGAAGAGAUUACAAUUAAUUAAAAGAAACAGUGUCCAAGAAAACGAAUCUGAUGAAGAAGGGAUGUCAUCCCAUGCUUACGGUGAUUUAGAAGAUCCCCUUGUUUGUGGGGAGUCCAUCCCAUCCCGUUACUACAGUCUCGAUAAAUGUAUUGAAUUAGGGGAAAUGGCAAACCUGUUCCUAAGUAAAGUGGGAAGAACAAUGUUUUACUGCACUCUUUGUGUAUAUUUAUACGGAGACCUGUCUAUAUAUUCAGCAGCAGUUUCAAAGUCAUUAAUGGAUGUUAUAUGUUCCACAGUGCCGUCAAAUGUAACAAAUACAACAAAUUGGGAUGUUCUUCCAUGCUUCAACUCUCCAUCUGACUUCACAUCGACGUACACCCGCUUCGACUGCUAUCGGGUCGCUCUUCUUACGUUCUUUGGAGCAAUGGGACCGUUUGUCUUCUUCAACGUACAAAAGACCAAGUACUUACAGCUGUUCACAUCUGGCAUGAGAUGGCUCGCUUUCGCCAUCAUGAUAUCGAUGGCGAUACACCUGCUCAUAGUGUACGGGCCUCAAGGGAAGCCGCCGGCAUUCGAUUUCACAGGGAUACCCACUCUCUUCGGAGCCUGCGUCUACUCCUUCAUGUGUCACCAUUCGCUGCCGGCACUCAUAAGCCCGAUACGAGGGAAGAGUCGUCUAGGACUCCAUCUCGCUCUUGACUACGGACUCAUAAGCAUCUUCUAUCUCCUUCUGGCAUUCACGGGAGCGUUCGCGUUUUCAACGUUAAAUGAUUUGUAUACACUUAACUUCGUGCCGACGGACAAUGACAAUAUACUAUUAGAAAUCGUAGAAUAUUUCCUUGCGCUGUUCCCGGUCUUCACCCUGUCGACCAGUUUCCCAAUAAUAGCUAUUACUUUAAGGAAUAAUCUACAAAGUCUGUUCUUAGACACGAGCCGCUUGGACUCGUAUAACAUUGUGUUCAGGAAAUUAUUGUUUCCCGUCGUCACUGUGGUACCGCCGCUGUUGUUGACGUACUUCCUACAGGAUAUAAGUAUAUUGAUUAAAUUUACGGGAUCGUACGCCGGUACCGGUAUUCAAUAUAUGAUACCUACUUUCUUAGUGCUCUCUGCGAGACGACAUUGUACGAAUUUAUUAGGGCUCGGGGUUGUCAAUAGAUAUAAGAGUCCCUUCUCCAAUAUCGCGUGGGCCAUAUUCGUUUUGCUGUGGUCCUUUAUGUGCGUCAUAUUGGUAACGGUUAAUAUGUUUGAGAGGAAUUCAUGACAUUAAUUCAACGAGUAAUUUUUUUUGUUUUUUUUAUUAAAUAUAUAUUAUAGUGUUUUAAAGCUUUAUAGAUACCGUGUGUUCAUCGUUAUUACUUUUACAAUUUAAUUAUCAAUCGACAGAUUGAUUUAUAUAGAAGAACGUUUUAUAUAAAAUGUGCGAUUUCUUAACUUUUGCUCAAAUGUAUAAAUCUAUUUAGGUGAUUUCAGUAUUUAAAAUGUGACUUUUAAACGUAACAACAUAAAACAUAACAUAGCUUAAACCAAUCGCAUAAAUUGUUCAUUUUAUACAAUCAUCAAUUUUAGUCAACUUAUUUUAUUAGAAGAACAAAUUACUACUAAACUUGAAAACACAGUCUUUUAUCGGUAA